CGGAAGGCGGAGGGCAGGCGGAAGUCGGCGCGGUCCUUGCUGCCCGGCAGGCGGGAGUCGUCCUCGCGAGCGCCCCGAUGCCGAGCCCGCAGCUCCUGGUGCUCUUCGGCAGCCAGACGGGCACGGCCGAGGAUGUGGCGGAGAGGCUGGGCCGUGAGGCCCGGCGCCGGCACUUCGGCUGCCGCGUGCUGGCCCUGGACGCGUACCCGGUGGUCGAUCUGAUUAAGGAGCCCCUGGUAGUGUUUGUCUGCGCGACUACAGGCCAAGGAGACGCCCCUGACAACAUGAAGUGCCCGUUACGUUUCUGGGCAUCCAGCCGGCAACACAGUACCAGUUUCUCGACCGGAGGUCACGCUGUGGCAGCAGCAGCAGGGGCGGGAGUGGCUCAGGCCCAGCCGGCCGCCUGGGGGUUCAGCCCAGUUCCCUGGAAGGGGAAACCGCCCAGUCCUGAAGGGCGGUGGAAGCCGCAGCAGCUGUGCAGGCGGACUGGAAAGCAGUUCAGGACCUCCAAGACAAGGAAGCGUCGGAGAGAGCGAAGAGAGGCCGGGCAGGAAGCCGGCCUGUCCACAAAGCCCAGAGCCACAGCGUGGCAGGAGGAGACACUGGCACAAAGAGUCACUCAGAAUUUCUGGAGGUUCAUAUUCCGGAAGAGCCUGCCCCCCACCUCUCUCUGUCGGAUGGACUUCGCUGUCCUGGGCCUCGGGGACUCCUCAUACACCAAGUUCAACUUCGUGGCCAAGAAGCUGCACCGCCGACUGCUUCAGCUUGGGGCCAGUGCCCUCCUGCCCCUGUGCCUGGGCGAUGAGCAGCAUGAGCUAGGGGCCGAUGCUGCCAUCGACCCCUGGCUGCGAGACCUGUGGGAGAGAGUGCUGGGGCUCUACCCUAUGCCCGAUGGCCUCACCGAGAUCUCCCCCGGAGUCCCCUUGCCCUCCAGGUUCACCAUGCAGCUCCUCCAGGGGGCCCCCAGCGAGUGCUCCCAGGAGCCACAUAUGGCCUGCGCCAGCCCAGGGGGUCCCCCUUCAGAGUCGAAGCCCUUCCUGGCACCUGUGGUCUCCAACCAGAGGGUGACCAGCCCCUCACACUUCCAGGAUGUGCGUCUCAUUGAGUUCGACAUCUCGGGCUCUGGCAUCAGCUUCACUGCUGGCCACGUGGUGCUGAUCCAACCCUCGAACUCAGCUCGCCAUGUCCAGAAGUUCUGCCAGGUGCUGGGCCUGAAUCCUGACCAGUACCUCACGCUGCAGCCGCGGGAGCCAGGCAUCACCUGCCCCCCGAGGCUGCCCCAGCCCUGCUCCCUGCGCCAUCUGGUGUCCCAGCACCUGGACAUCGCUAGUGUCCCUCGCCGCUCCUUCUUUGAGCUCCUGGCCUGCCUCUCUCCUCAUGAGCUGGAGCGGGGGAAGCUGCUGGAGCUCAGCUCCAUGGAAGGCCAGGAGGAGCGGCUGCAGUACUGCACCCGGCCCCGCAGGACCAUCCUGGAGGUGCUGUGCGACUUCCCACACACGGCCAGCGCCAUCCCCCUGGACUACCUGCUGGACCUCAUCCCCCCGAUCCGACCCCGGACCUUCUCCAUUGCCUCCUCUCUGCUGGCUCACCCGUCGCGGCUGCAGAUCCUCGUGGCCGUGGUGCAGUACCAGACCCGUCUCAAAGAGCCGCGCCGGGGCCUCUGCUCCUCCUGGCUGGCAUCCCUGGACCCUGGACAAGCAGGCCCUGUUCAGGUGCCCUUGUGGGUGCAGCCUGGGAGCCUGACCUUCCCAGAGAUGCCAGACACACCCGUGGUCAUGGUGGGACCUGGCACUGGCGUGGCGCCCUUCCGAGCGACUGUGCAGGAGCGCGUGGCCCAGGGCCGGACCGGGAACUUCUUGUUCUUUGGGUGCCGCUGGCGGGACCGGGACUUCUACUGGGAGGCCGAGUGGCGGAGGCUGGAGCAGACAGGCUACCUGACCCUCUUCACGGCCUUCUCCCGGGAACAGCCUGCCUGUCGCCUGCAGGAGCAGAAGGUGUAUGUGCAGCAGCGACUCCGGGAGCAGGGGCCGCUCGUGUGGGAGCUGCUGGACCGCAGGGGCGCCUCCUUCUACCUGGCAGGCAACGCCAAGUCCAUGCCGGAGGGUGUUUUGGAAGCCUUGACGAGCAUCUUCCAGGAGGAAGGUGGGCUCUCCGGCCCCGACGCGGCUGCCUACCUUGCCAGGCUCCAGCGGACGCUGCGCCUCCAGACCGAAACGUGGGCCUAGGCACUGCCCCGCUGGCCAUGCCCGCCUCGACAGCUGCCCUCCUGGGGACCCUCCAAUCCUAGGGUUCUCAUCAGAGCAGGCUAGGGUGGUCCCCUGCACCUGGCAGCCCCAGCUGAGCCCAGGCCCCUUGCACAGCCCCCACCCUGACACACACACUACCCUGUCUGCCUAGCGCAGGGUCCCUGCCAGGGACAGGCGGCCACUCCACUGUGGGGGCGUGCCCUGCCUCCCCACUGCAGCCUAUAGGGCAUGCCAGUGUUGGCCACCCUGUCACAGUCUGUGCUCCCAUGGGGCUCAGACUUGGGCAGCUAGGAUACCCAGUAGGAGGGGAGACCCCACAGGAAACCGGUUAGCCAGCCCCGAUGCUUCUGAGGCCUGCCUUGUUCCUCCCUCCUGCUCGCCUGGCACCGUGG
Messenger RNA from Tupaia belangeri chinensis (Chinese tree shrew), 2638 nucleotides. RefSeq names its product NADPH dependent diflavin oxidoreductase 1 (gene NDOR1). Gene Ontology annotation, molecular function: FMN binding; NADPH-hemoprotein reductase activity; flavin adenine dinucleotide binding. The transcript is spliced from 15 exons. Bases 78 to 2225 code for a protein of 715 amino acids. Lineage: Eukaryota; Metazoa; Chordata; Mammalia; Scandentia; Tupaiidae. The record is from RefSeq and is a predicted model, not a curated record. Gene Ontology annotation, cellular component: cytosol.